AUGUUGCGGAGCAAGCCUUCCUCGUCAAUGCAAAAGACUUACGAUGAGGCCUAUCUCCAGUGUUCGACGGCGGUGUUUUUUGAAGGCCAGGGCAACGAGACCGAGGCUCUCCGCUCAUGGAAGGCAGCGCUCGACCAAAUCAUUCAAUACAAGGCCUACAAACUCUCGUCCAAUUACUCGCCCAAGUCAGAAACCGAGCGGGCUCUGUACGACUCCUUGAGAGAAUUGGAGAUACAAUGCAAGGAACGAGUCGAUCUCCUCGAGGCUCUAAAGAGGAGUCGCGAAGAGCUGGGAAUUCAAGCCCGUAAGGAAGACAAGGCAGAACAAAAGAAUGGAGGUGGGAGCGGCAACGGCAGUGGAAAUACGAGCGGUAGUGGCAGCAGUGGAAGGAAACGUCUCGGCAAGAACAGAGGGAAUCCCUCGAUUACGACGCCUCCAACGUCUGAGCAGCCUGGCUCGUGGCUUGGAGGAGAGACGAUACCGCCAAUGCAAAUGUCCGAGCUGCCCAAUGCCACUCCUGCGUUACCUCCACGGCCGCCACUGGGCGUCACCAGGAGCAGCGAGACCGUGGCAUAUGAUAACACCUCUCCGAUAUCACGGAUUCGGUCGUCACCUUUGGGUGCUCCGCCCACCUUGCCCGUCCCAAGCAUGAAAGCUUCCCGGAGUCCCAGCCCCGAUCAUGGCAGGAAAACGAUGCGGACGACACUACGCCCGGAGAGGAGGGGAUUCAUGAAGUAUCGAUCGACUUCGAACCGUGAUAGAAGAAGCGACACUAUGAAAGCAGCUGGUCUGGCAUGGGAGUCCCAACCACGGAAGAACUCUCAACCCAACCAGAGACCAGAUUCCGACCCCACGAUCGAAGCGAGGCUGAGCGCUACAGCUGCAAGGCGGAGUAUCGACCAAGAUGCGACAGCCCGAUACGAAGAGCAGCGGAAGUCAAAUGCAUCAUCUCUCUUAAGUGUGCCCGAUUACGUUUCACAGCAUAACACGCGUGACAUUCCAGGUUCUGCCUCUGCACCACCUCCAUCCUCAAUAAACAAAUCCAUGGAAAGUCUAAAACUGGCUCAGGAUUCUGCACCUAACCUUAUAGACCUUGACUCGGAACCUGAGAAGUCGCCGCCACCUCCGCCUCAGUAUACGCCACCUGUUGGCCAGCCUGGUGGCGUAGCAAGAACCAUAUCUCCAGUCUAUUUACCGAAAGCGCCAGAGAUUACCUAUCGAAGAGAGUACCCUCCCCGGACACAUAACGUUCCCCAACCUCUCGCGAGAAAUAUUCUAGAGAAAGCUUACCCAAAAGUUGGAUCCGGUGGUGGCGCACAGGGGAUAUCCCGGAAACCGGUGGGCACAGCGGAUACGGCGCUUGAGACAAGAGGACGCUCUCCUCAAAAACGGGAUGGACGUUCCGACAGCGAAGACGAGACACCUAAACGCAACCUAGACAGGCCAAGACGAGGUCGUGGCAAUAGGACCGCGAGCGCGAAUACAAUCACUCCACCCUCUACGGAUGGUGAGUCGCCGGAAGAGGAUGGCUUGUCAGCGGAAGAGAAGAGGAUGGAAAAUAUUCUGAAGAAUCUACCAAAAGGAGUGGAUGAAAAUGCCGCCAAGCAGAUUCUAAAUGAAAUUGUUGUCAAAGGGGAUGAAGUUCGCUGGGACGACGUUGCUGGUCUUUUGGCUGCCAAAAAGGCUUUGAAAGAAGCAGUGGUAUACCCUUUUCUUAGACCGGAUCUUUUCAUGGGGCUGCGGGAGCCGGCUCGAGGAAUGCUUCUGUUUGGGCCGCCAGGGACGGGCAAGACCAUGCUUGCAAGGGCUGUCGCCACGGAAAGCAAAAGCACCUUUUUUGCCAUCAGCGCCAGCAGUCUGACGAGCAAAUGGCAUGGCGAAUCAGAGAAGCUCGUCCGAGCCUUGUUUGCGUUGGCGAAGGCUCUGGCUCCGAGCAUCAUUUUCGUCGACGAGAUCGAUUCCCUCCUUAGUACCAGGAGCGGGUCCAGCGAGCACGAAGCCUCGAGGCGAAGCAAGACCGAGUUUCUCAUCCAGUGGUCCGACCUUCAAAGAGCAGCAGCGGGCAAAGAUACUACUGUGGGGGAUGCUAGUCGAGUACUAGUGCUUGCAGCGACGAACUGCCCAUGGGAUAUUGACGAUGCGGCAAGGCGAAGAUUUGUGAGAAGACAGUACAUCCCCUUGCCCGAGGCAGAAACUCGAGAGACACAGAUUCGGACCUUGCUCGGGCACCAAAAGCAUGAUUUAAGCCCGGAGGACAUCGCUCGCUUGGUGGAAUUGACGGAAGGCUACUCUGGAUCCGACAUUACAGCGCUUGCGAAGGACGCGGCAAUGGGUCCCUUGAGACAUCUCGGCGAGGCUCUGCUGUACACCCCUAAAGAACAGAUUCGACCAAUUCAGAUGACGGAUUUUGAAGCUAGUCUGGACAGCAUUCGACCAAGUGUGAGCAAGAAGGGGCUGGAGGAAUUUGAGAAGUGGGCCAGAGAUUAUGGUGAAAGGGGGGGUUGA
Messenger RNA from Fonsecaea multimorphosa CBS 102226, 2505 nucleotides. RefSeq lists its product as uncharacterized. The transcript has 3 exons. Gene Ontology annotation, molecular function: ATP hydrolysis activity; ATP binding. The record is from RefSeq and is a predicted model, not a curated record. NCBI's taxonomy places the organism in Eukaryota, Fungi, Ascomycota, Eurotiomycetes, Chaetothyriales, Herpotrichiellaceae. Bases 1 to 2505 code for a protein of 834 amino acids.